This is a messenger RNA of Cajanus cajan (pigeon pea), 2788 nucleotides long. RefSeq names its product protein KINESIN LIGHT CHAIN-RELATED 3. The record is from RefSeq and is a predicted model, not a curated record. NCBI's taxonomy places the organism in Eukaryota, Viridiplantae, Streptophyta, Magnoliopsida, Fabales, Fabaceae. Gene Ontology annotation, molecular function: protein binding.
ACGGCAGUUACCGGUCCCGCGCGGUUGGUUUGGGUUCUAUCAUUCCAUUCCAACUUCGCAAAACCAAAACCAAAACCUUUCUUUUGUUUCUUUAAUCCUUAAUAGUUAAUUGUCACCCCAAAACUCAAAUCCAUUUUCUUCUCCGCUUCGUAUAAGCUUGGUUAUGUAUUGAAAAAAAUUAUUUGAAUUGUGGAAUGGAAAUCCGGUCAUUGUUCUCAUUAACAGGGAAAUGGAGAAAGGCAAAACUAUGGCACCAGUUUUAUGCAUUGAUUCCGGUUCCCAGGGAAUCAAAUAUGCCAGGGAUUGUUACAAAUGGAGUUAUUAAUGAUCAAAAGGAUGUAAAUGAAAUUAAUGGGAUUGGGAACACUUCACCCUUGAAGGAAACCUCAACACCAAUCAAAUGCCAAAGGAGUUCCUUGAGUCCACAAAGACACCAAAGUGUUGAUCCAAAUUUACCUGCUGAUAGGGUGGUUGACACUUGCUUAAUUGAUCGGCUUGAUGAAAAUGUAAGUGACAUGCAAAAUUCUCCUCAAUCAUCCUCAAGACAAAGUUUUGGAUCCGAUGGUAAUGAGUUUAGAACUGAUUCGGACUUGCACCAUGUAGUUGGAGGACAUAUGAGAGAGGUUGAGAUAGUGAAAGAGGGGGCGAAGGAAAAGGCACAAAGGGAUUCUAGUGGUGAAACAUCUUCCACAAUGGGUAGUUCACCCAAUGAUAAGAAGUUGAAUAAGGUGAAUGAGAUUCGGUCACCAACUGCAAGUAGUUUCGUUUCAAAAAUACCAAAGUUAGCCCCUGAAACACCACCAAAAUCAAGAACAAAGGGAAAAGCCACUCCUGUAAAACCUCCUAUUGAUAGGAAGAAUGACAAUAUUUUGAGAAAACAAAAUACAGGAAUUGCCCGCGUGAAAAAAACUGAUGGUAGAAGAUCACUGUCGCAAGGUAAUAUUGAGUUUUCCAGUGAAUCAGCAUUGAAUAAUCCUGAGCUGGGACAAGCCUUACUAAACCAAGCAAGGAACAUGAUUUCAUCAGGAGAUAAUUCACAGAAAGCCCUUGAGUUAGCUCUUCAGGCAAAGAAAUUGUUUGAGAGGGCAGCUUAUGGGAAGAAACCAAGUUUGGAGUUGGUCAUGUGUUUGCAUGUUACUGCAACAAUAUAUUGCACUUUGGGCCAUUUCAAUGAAGCAAUUCCAAUUAUAGAGCGCUCAAUUGAGAUUCCUGUUAUCGAGGAAGGCCAACAACAUGCCAUUGCUAAAUUUGCCGGACACAUGCAACUAGGAGACAUCUAUGCUAUGCUAGGCCAGCUUGAGAAGUCAAUCAAGUGCUACACUGCAGGGUUGGAAGUACAAAAACAAGUUUUGGGAGAUACAGACCCAAGAGUUGGUGAAAUUUGUAGGUAUGUGGCUGAAGCUAACUUUCAAGCAUUGCAAUUUGAUGAGGCAGAGAGGUUGUGCCAAAUUGCCCUUGACAUUCAUAGAGCAAAUGGUUCACCCUCAUCUCUUGAAGAGGCAGCUGACAGGAGGCUAAUGGGCCUCAUAUGUGAAGCAAAUGGAAACUAUGAAGCAGCUUUGGAGCAUUUUGUUUUGGCCAGCAUGGCAAUGGUAGCAAAUGGCCAAGAUGUGGAAGUGGCAUCAGUUGACUGCAACAUUGGAGACACAUACUCAUCCUUGGCUAGAUAUGAUGAUGCCAUCUUUGCAUAUCAAAAAGCAUUGAAAGUUUUCAAGACCAACAAAGGUGAGAACCAUCCUGCUGUGGGACUAGUCUUUGUACGUUUGGCUGACUUGCAUUCUAGAACAUGGAAGAUAAAGGAAUCAAAAUUAUAUUGUGAGAAUGCACUUAAAAUCUAUGAGAAUCCCAUGCCUGGGGUCCCUACAGAGGAGAUUGCUAGUGGUUUUAUGAAUAUCUCAGCAAUCUAUGAGUCUAUGAAUGAUCUAGAACAGGCAAUUAAGUUACUACACAAGGCACUUGAGAUACAUGAUGAUGCACCUGGUCAGCAAAACACAAUAGCAGGAAUUGAAGCCCAGAUGGGGGUCAUGUACUACAUGUUGGAGAAGUAUAGUGAAUCUUACUAUGCUUUCAAGAACGCUGUGUCAAAGAUUCGUGCUACUGGAGAGAAGAAAACAGCUUUCUUUGGUAAUGUUCUUAAUCAAAUGGGACUUGCUUGUGUGCAGCUUCAUGCCUUAAGUGAGGCUGCAGAAUUAUUUGAAGAAGCCAGGGUCGUUUUGGAACAAGAGAAUGGACCCUAUCAUCCUGAAACACUCGGAGUAUAUGGCAAUCUUGCUGGCACGUAUGAUGCAAUUGGAAGGGUGGAUGAGGCAAUUGACAUUCUGGAAAACAUUAUUGAAAUAAGGGAGGAAAAGCUUGGGACAGCAAAUCCUGAUGUUGCUGAUGAGAAGAGAAGGUUGGACAUGUUGUUGAAGGAAACAGGAAGAGUUCGGAGGAACAGAAAAACCAAGUCACUUGAGAUCCUUUUUGAUGAUAUAUAAUGUUCGCACUAUCUAGGACGAAUGAAAACCUUCAUGCUUUACAGGAAUUCUAGAAAUGGAACAAUGAGUAUAUAUAGAACAGGUCGUCACAGUGGUAGUUUAUGUGGGUGAAAUCAAAUGGAAUGAUUCAAGAGUUCAAUAAUUUAUGCUAAAUAAUUUUCCAAGGUUAUUAUUUGUAGAUACAAUGUAAUUAUUCACCGUGUUUGGAUAUGCACUUGAUUUUUUGUGUACAACAUAAAUUUCUUUGUUUGAUUUUACCAUUAAGUUGAGCGGUAACAAAUAGCAGAGGGUUGGAACUUGGAAGGAAAAAA